GUGAUUGGCAAAGCGAAUUUGCUGGUCGAUCUCUAUUCCAGCUCUCAGACUUACAGUCAUCGCCAUCGUUGUCGUUGUCGUCGUCGUCGUAGUCGUUGUCAUCGUCAAAUUUUUCUUGUUGUUACUGAUCAUAGCGAAAGGUAUACCCAAAUAGGCGCUCCAGAACUUGCCUUAUCGUUUUCGUUUACAGCAUACCCGAAUUUCACCAUGUCUCACGCGUCCUAUUCUUCUCACUCCCAAUCCAUCAUGACCGAAGACGAAGAAGAUUGGGAGGACUACGUCAAGGGAGGCUACCAUCCUGUUCACAUCGGUGACUCUUUUUCAGACGGCAGGUAUAUUGUGGUCAGGAAACUCGGUUGGGGCCAUUUCUCAACAGUAUGGCUCGCCAAAGACACAAAAAUGAAUCGACAUGUCGCACUCAAAAUUGUAAAGUCCGCGCCGAGGUACACUGAGACCGCUCUCGAUGAGAUCAAACUACUUCAACGUUUGAUCACAUCUAACUCUCCUCCUGUUGCCCCAUCCCCUGAUAAUCCCAAUCCUCCCUCAUCCCAUGCCCACACACAUCCCGGUCGAUCGCAUGUUAUGUCAUUCUUGGAUCACUUCCGACAUAAAGGUCCCAACGGCACUCACGUGUGCAUGGUUUCUGAAGUCCUGGGUGAAAAUCUCCUCGGCCUCAUCAAACGACAUCAAAACAAGGGCGUGCCCAUGCACCUUGUCAAGCAGAUUGCGAAACAGGUCCUCCUAGGUUUGGAUUACAUGCACCGUUGCUGUGGCAUAAUUCACACCGACCUGAAGCCUGAAAAUGUUCUUAUAAGUAUCGAUGACGUCGAAUCUAUCAUCCAGAAUGAGGUUGCCGCGUCAGCAAAUGCCACAUCACCACCCACCCGACUCGUUGGCGUACCGCCUUCCAAAGGUCGUGGGGGCAACCAGACACCUCGCUCCGAAUCCGUUUUCAUCACCGGAUCUCAGCCCCUACCGUCCCCAUCCUCGUCGUUCGGCAGUAGCCCUAUGUUCGACAAGCUUGCAUUCGGUAUGAGCAAAAUCGAUGGCGAGGCCACCUCCAAGCCCGGAUCUUACGGAUCUAGUUCGGUGGCAAAGGACGGAUCUGCUGGAUCUGCUGCAGCAACAGGGUUGGGCCUCAUGGACGUAUCUUCCAAGCGCGCAGACUCAACAGAGGUGACUGCAGAGCGUAUCUCAAAUGUCUCACUUCAUCCAUCCGGGUUCAACAAGACAACAACACCUCACCCUGCCCAUCCUCCAGGGCCUUCGCUACUGACACAAAUGGCCCCCUCCCAUCCCCCAGUCACAACAUCUUCUCAGCCACACGCUGUUUCGAGUUCCAAAGCAUCCGUGGAACCUAAUGCUGUCGAUCCAAAGCUUUCCAGUUCUGUCAUGUCUAUGGAUUCGGUACUGGCAGAGACAUCUACAACGUCUAGCUUGCUCGAGAGUACCGCGAAGAUCACAGUUAAAAUUGCGGACCUUGGGAACGCUACCUGGGUCGAGCACCACUUUACAGAUGAUAUUCAGACGCGGCAAUACCGUUGCCCGGAGGUCAUCCUUGGCGCUAAGUGGGGGACUAGUGCGGAUGUGUGGAGUAUUGCGUGUUUGGUAUUCGAACUUAUUACCGGGGGAGACUAUCUCUUUGAUCCCGCACCAGGCCCACGGUACAGCAAAGAUGAUGACCACAUCGCUCAGAUCAUAGAGCUGCUGAGAGAAAUCCCGAGAUCAGUCGCGUUUUCAGGAAAGUAUAGUUCGGAGUUCUUCAAUCGGAAAGGUGAACUUCGACAUAUCAACAAGCUCCGGUUUUGGCCUCUUGAAGCGGUACUGCACGACAAAUACCUCUUCCCUAAGGACGAAGCUGAUGCUAUUUCUGCAUUCCUCACCCCGAUGCUCCAAUUGCAACCCGAGCGCCGUGCAAAAGCCUUUGAGCUUGUACAUCACACAUGGCUCGACGGUAUAACGGUGCAGGGCGAGAUCGAUGUCAUCCGACGGGCCGAAGAAGAAGAGGCUGCAAAACGCAAGUCUUCACAGCAAAUUGUACUUGAUGCCGAUGAGGUAGAUGCCAUGAAGCCGGUCGGGGAGGCGGGUAACGGAAGCGAUGAUGGCACAGUGCAGCGGCAAUCGGCACCACCGCAUCAAGCGCCCAUACUAUCUCCACCUCCCGUCCCGUCAUCCUCCACCGCCAAGGAGAAUGCGAAUGCCCCCUCGACAAAGCCAACACAUAAUCGGUAACCAUUUCCUGUUUUGUCCUGCACAUAAACACGUGCACCACUAUACCGUAGCACUUUUUUUCCCCAUCUCUUAACAUCAUAUUGUGUUGCUAUCUCAGUCUCCUGUCUGUACCCAUAGACCGCGACGCGUUGAACAUUAGUACUUAGCUACCCUGCUGUUUGGGUGUCCUUGUUUGCGUAGAGUUUCUAUACCAAGAAAUGUAGUAAGUAGAGUAUGCAGCCGCAGUUCACAGAGUAGAUGAAGGUUGACCUGUAUGGCUAAUGAAGUAGUUUGAUUGCUUUUGA
Suillus subaureus is the source of this 2516-nucleotide messenger RNA. Its product is annotated as kinase-like domain-containing protein. The transcript has 7 exons. The record is from RefSeq and is a predicted model, not a curated record. The coding region runs from base 208 to 2232 and encodes 674 amino acids. Lineage: Eukaryota; Fungi; Basidiomycota; Agaricomycetes; Boletales; Suillaceae. Gene Ontology annotation, molecular function: ATP binding; protein kinase activity. Gene Ontology annotation, biological process: regulation of mRNA processing; protein phosphorylation; spliceosomal complex assembly.